Messenger RNA from Musca domestica (house fly), 520 nucleotides. Its product is annotated as cuticle protein 38. Bases 89 to 520 code for a protein of 143 amino acids. The record is from RefSeq and is a predicted model, not a curated record. The transcript has 2 exons. NCBI's taxonomy places the organism in Eukaryota, Metazoa, Arthropoda, Insecta, Diptera, Muscidae.
ACCGACGAUAUUCUUGGCUACUGUAUUCAGUUUUCUGAUCACCAAUCAAAACUAAACAACUCCCACACAACCCAAAAAAAAAACUAAAAUGGCCAAAUUCAUCAUUGUCUUGUGCGCUUUGGUUGCCUGCGCUGCUGCUAAGCCCGGUGUUGUCGCCCCAUUGGCAUACACUGCUCCCGUAGCUGCCGCCUACACCGCCCCAGUAGCUGCUGCUUAUGCCGCUCCUUAUGCUGCUGCCUAUGCCGCUCCUUAUGCUGCCGCCUACACCGCUGCUGCUUACACUGCUCCCGUUGCCGCUCCAUUGGCCUACACUGCUCCCGCUGCCGUUGCUGCUCCUUUAGCUUAUGCUAACGCUCCUUUGGAUGCCGCUUACGCCAGCAGCCGUGUUGACAUCAAACAAAACUAUAAUGCCGCUGUUGUCCCUGCCACCUAUGCUGCCGCUCCUGUUGCCGCUGCCGUUGCUCCAGUUGCUGCCCCAGUUGCCCCACUUAAAUACACCGCUGCCCCCGUUCUGUUGUAA